This is a messenger RNA of Pyrus x bretschneideri (Chinese white pear), 1830 nucleotides long. RefSeq lists its product as uncharacterized. The coding region runs from base 220 to 1518 and encodes 432 amino acids. The transcript has 6 exons. NCBI's taxonomy places the organism in Eukaryota, Viridiplantae, Streptophyta, Magnoliopsida, Rosales, Rosaceae. The record is from RefSeq and is a predicted model, not a curated record. Gene Ontology annotation, molecular function: lipid binding.
CUCUGUAUUUAUAUAUCUAAUAAGUAAUAUCCCCCGUCUCUCUGUUGGGUAUUGGGGUUUUGCUAUCUUCUUAUCUCCUUCCUCUCUGAAACCCUCGAGCAAUCGCUGUGCUUAUUGCAUACCAGUAUCCGAUUCAAUCGAGGGUUUUUCUCUUUUUUUUUUUUUCUUUCGGUUUUUUAACUUCUGGGGUUUUCUGGGUUUUUGCUUUUCUGCUCGACGAUGGCGUUGGCGUCGGCUUUUCUGGAAAUUCUUAGACGACCCACGAUUGUGGAGGUGCUCGGUGAGUUGAUGAUGUUCAUAACCCCUCUCUGGAUUGCCGUGGUUGUUGGGGUUUUUGUUGGGUGGGCGUGGAAGCCCAAAUGGGCGAACUUGGUUGGCCGAGAGCUGUUGGAUUGCCCAAUCACAAAACAAAAAGAAUCCUCCUCUUCCUCGUCGUCCUCGCAGAGUUCGUCCACGUGUAUCGGUUUGAUUCCGGGACUGAGCUCGUUGAAGUUUCAGCUGCCCAGUUGCAUUCCAUGGCCUGCCGACGAUAGGAAUCCGAAAGAGGCGCCUGAUUUCAGCUCCUCAAAGAUUGAAAGAGAAAGUUCCGGUCAUGUGAACAAUGAUGAUUUACGGCACAUAUGCCAGCUUGUUGAGGAGAAAGAUGGAGGGCCUACUUGGAUUCAUAUGAUGGAUCGGUCUACCUCAACUAUGCGCUAUCAAGCUUGGCGAAGAGACCCCGAGACUGGACCUCCGCAAUACCGCAGUAGUACUAUAUAUGAGGACUGUACACCUGAGUUACUGAGGGAUUUCUUUUGGGAUGAUGAGUUUCGAGUGAAGUGGGAUGACAUGCUUGUACAUGCAUCUACUUUGGAAGAAUGUCCAACCACCGGAACCAUGUUGGUGCACUGGGUGCGCAAGUUCCCAUUUUUUUGUAGCGACAGAGAAUACUUGAUAGGUCGUCGCAUUUGGGAAUCAGGACGGACAUACUACUGCGUAACGAAGGGCGUACCCUCCUCUGCUGUACCAAGGCGUGACAAACCUAGACGUGUUGACUUGUACUAUUCAAGUUGGUGCAUUCGAGCAGUUGAAUCAAAGAGAGGGGAUGGCCAGCUUACUGCAUGUGAAAUUUUACUCUAUCAUCACGAAGAUAUGGGUAUCCCUUGGGAACUUGCAAAACUUGGAGUCCGGCAAGGUAUGUGGGGAGCUGUUAAAAAGAUCGAACCUGGCUUGCGUGCGUAUCAGAAGGAGAGAGCCUCUGAAGCCCCACUUUCACGGUGUGCUUACAUGGCUCAGAUCAACACCAAAGUCAGUGCAGACUACUUGAGAUCUAUUGAAAACAGCACGGGCGAUUCCAUGGUGGUUGAAAAGUCAGAAAAGUUGGAUUCAUCGGACAAACCAGAAGGGAAGAGCAUACCUAAGCUUCUAGUUGUCGGUGGGGCUAUUGCCCUUGCCUGUAGUCUUGACCGAGGGCUCUUAACAAAGGCAGUCAUAUUCGGAGUAGCCCGAAGAUUUGCAAAAAUCGGUAGGAGGUUCUGAUCGUCAAGUGAAGUGAGGAGCUGCGAAACGGUGGAUCUCCACGCUUUGCCCCAUUUCAAGAGGAUUCCAUUCGAGGUCUUAUUCUUUGUCCUUUUUGUUUGAGCCGUGAAUACAACUUAAUUGUAGAGGCCCAGCCAGAGAGAGAAGUAAAAGAAAUGUCUGGUAAGAAAGGAGAGUGAUUGUAUAGCCGUAUUUGUCAAAGUUGGAAAUGUGAUUAAAGGAUAUCUUGUGCUGCAAGAAUAACAGUAACCUUCAGCUUCUUUUGAUGUUGCAUUUUCAUUCUUUCAGUAGUAAUGAUCUUUCUUUGCUUCA